This is a messenger RNA of Filobasidium floriforme, 1084 nucleotides long. Its product is annotated as integral membrane protein DUF106-domain-containing protein. The record is from RefSeq and is a predicted model, not a curated record. Gene Ontology annotation, cellular component: EMC complex; membrane. Gene Ontology annotation, biological process: protein folding in endoplasmic reticulum. Lineage: Eukaryota; Fungi; Basidiomycota; Tremellomycetes; Filobasidiales; Filobasidiaceae. The coding region runs from base 167 to 1009 and encodes 280 amino acids. The transcript has 7 exons.
UCGGCUGAUGAUAUGAAAACGCAUACGAUGCCGAGGAUCACAGCAUGAUCAACCGUCACUCUGUCCUCUAUAAGCUCCUAGCCAGAUGUGAGUGAAGUUUGACCGGCACAGGGCGUCAGUAGACUGUAGACUCGGCCAACAAAAAUAGAGACAGAGACUAUCAGUCAUGCCAGUCUCGACACAAACUCUCUACCUCGAUCCCGCUAUCCGAGAUUGGGUGCUAUUCCCUAUCACGCUGGUCAUGAUCCUCGUCGGACUGUUACGACACUAUGUGACGAUGCUCCUCAACUCGGCUCCCAAGAAGCUUCCAGCAGCUGAAGUCAGAGAACAGCGGGCGAUGUUGAAAUCACAAUUACUCCGGUCGAGCUCACCUCUCUGCCCAAUACCCCCUGCCGCAUAUACAGCCAUGUCGACCUCGCUGGCUACGGCCCUACGUUCUGGAGCAUACGUCAAGCCGGCUCUGAGUGAAGACCCGGACAAGGCGGACGCACCUGUCAAUCCUCUUAUGGAUCCCUCUCAGAUGGAUGGCAUGAUGGACGGGUUGAAGAAGCAGGCUGUAAUGAUGAUCCCCAACAUGGUCAUCAUGCAAUGGAUCAACACUUUCUUUUCGGGUUUCGUCCUCAUUAAACUGCCUUUCCCCCUUACCUACGGGUUCAAGGCGAUGCUGCAAAGGGAUAUCGCCACACCUGACAUGGAUGUUCGAUACGUUUCGGCGCUGUCGUGGUACUUCCUAAACUUGUUCGGUUUGAACGGGCUUUUCAAGCUCAUGCUCGGAUCCGAGAACGCUGCGGAUGGCUCGCGUGAUAUGGGGUCGCAGGCAAUGAUGGCGGGUGCUGCGAUGGGUCCCAUAGCACCAGGAAAGCCUGAUAUGGCCAAGCUGCACAAGGCAGAGGCCGACAACCUCGCCAUCGCUGAGGGCAUGUACGUAUGGGCUGGGGAGGGAGUGGAAGCGAGAGUUCUCAAGCUCUUUGGGAAGCAAGUCGAAAUGGAAAGCAAGAAAACACGAUGAGGUUGGAGCAUAACGCACCAUGGCGUACUAUUCUUGUACAAAGGUAUACGAUUCCAAUCAUUAGCAACGAGCUUG